Raphanus sativus (radish) is the source of this 473-nucleotide messenger RNA. Its product is annotated as small polypeptide DEVIL 4-like. Gene Ontology annotation, biological process: negative regulation of cell population proliferation. Bases 89 to 226 code for a protein of 45 amino acids. The record is from RefSeq and is a predicted model, not a curated record. NCBI's taxonomy places the organism in Eukaryota, Viridiplantae, Streptophyta, Magnoliopsida, Brassicales, Brassicaceae. The transcript has a single exon.
UCAUCAUUUCUAUUAAUUCUCUUACACAUAUAUCAAACCCUGUAAAAGAAAAAAAAAAUUGUUUUCGUUUUUAUUCGAUAUCGUGAAGAUGGGAUCAAGUCAAAGCAUGGGAGGUUCAAAGAGAAGGGCGUCGAGUAGGGGACUUGGAGCUGUUCUUAAAGAACAAAGAGCUAAGCUUUACAUCAUUCGAAGAUGUGUCGUCAUGCUUCUUUGUUGGAACGAUUGAUUUCUCUGCGAUAUACUCUCGUAUCAUUUUGAUCAAGAUCGUUCUGUAUAAAAGGGAUUUGUUGGCUGGAUAUAGGACUCACCAUGAUGUUUGGAGCUUAAGCGGGUCGGUUCGGAUCCUAGUCUGGUGCCAGAUUGUGGAGUAGUUAAAUGAUUUUAAGGUUAGGUGUCUCUACUGGUUAGCAGAGUCGUGUUCUUUUGGAGCAAUAUUGUAAAUAUUGACGGCAUAAUACAGAGAGUUGAUAAAA